Camellia sinensis is the source of this 2732-nucleotide messenger RNA. NCBI's taxonomy places the organism in Eukaryota, Viridiplantae, Streptophyta, Magnoliopsida, Ericales, Theaceae. The record is from RefSeq and is a predicted model, not a curated record.
UGGAGACAGAAAACGAUGAGCACCAUUUUUCCCAGUGAUGGGCUUCAUUUUUCCCGGUGACCACCGCUAUUCGUCGCACUGUAACUGUACAGUUGAAGGUGUUGUCUUGCUGUGCUUGUACUGCUGUGGUUAAGGCAUCGAAAGGUAUGGACGGAGGGAUUUUGUUGGUGUGUUCGUACGAUUUAGUAAAUGUUCUUAUUCGAUUGCAUCAGGAUUCGUCAUUCGUACAGAUUGUUGAUGAUAUUUGUGGGAAGUUCGAUGGAUUGGUACCAGAUGCGGUGUGUUUGUUGUUCGAUGUUCCCGAGUAUAAGAAGUUUAAGGUGGAUGGUGACGACGAUAUUCAAAACAUGUUGUGCCUUGCUAAGUCGUUUGGGAUAAAUCACAUUGAGGUCCUCAUUCAGAAAAGUAGUAUUGGUGUGGGGGGUAAUUGUGGUGUGGUGGAUUCCACUUAGAAUGGAGGAAUUUCCCGAGAUGCUAGUCGGAAUGGUUGCGUGGAUGACCAGAUGGACUUGUUACCAACAUACUGUUCAAACAGAUCGAAGACGUUUUUGUCGGCGCAAUGGGCGUAUGGGAUUAUCUAUGUGGGACAAUGUUUUGAUGGCGGAGCAACCGAAUUCCAUGAAGUUCUAUGUAAGUAUGCCAUUGAACGUGGAUUUCAAUUCAAGUACAUUAAAAAUGAUUCCGUUCGAAUUACAGUAGUGUGUAAGUUUGCGGCGUCAACAGAUUGUUCGUGGUCAGUUCAUGCGAGGAUGUUACCGUCAAGUGGGGUGUUAUGUAUUAAGAGGUUUGAUAGUGUGCAUACAUGUGGGGCUGCUGUACGUAUUUAUAGGAACCCUCGUACGGGGUCUGAUUUGGUGUCUACUAUUGUUGCGGAUCGGGUACGUGAUCAGCCAUUGAUGUGUCCUACUGAUGUUGUGUUUGAUUUGAAAAACGAGUAUGGUUUGGACAUUAGUUAUCGGGUGGCAUGGUUGGGUGUUGAGAAAGCGAGAUGCGAAGUGUACGGGGAUCACGCUACGUCCUUCGAUCAACUUAGGUGGUAUUGCGAUUCCGUUAUGCAAAAAAACCCAAACAGUUACAUUAAACUUGAGUUUGACCAAAAAACCGGAAGGUUUGUUAGGUAUUUUAUAUCAUUCCGCGCUUGUACAAAUGGGUUCAAUCAUUGUCGACCUCUGCUAUUUUUGGAUGGAACAUUUUUGAAAGGUAAGUUUAAAGGUAAUUUGCUUGUGGCUACUGCUAAAGACGCCAAUCAAGAUAAUGGUAUGUUCUCUUAUUCUAUAUUUUGUGCACGUACUAGUAAACAACUACUUCCAUUUUUCAUAUGUUCCAAAUGAGUUUUUUUUUUAAAAAAAAUAAAAAUAAAUAACAACAUUGAAAUAGGAUGUCCUCAAAUUGAAUUGCACUAUAAUGUAAAACACAAUGGUAGGCUUAUUCAUUUUUAUUUUUCAAAAUGUGUCGUACUUAUUUUGUGUGAAUGGUUGUACAACUUUACUUAUGGUAAACUAUUUAUGUUGCAUGUUUGGUCGUAAGAUUGUUUCCGGUAGCCUUUGCUAUUGUUGAUUCCGAGAAUUCAACCAAUUGGGAAUGGUUUCUUCGUAAUUUGAAAGAAGUUGUUGAGGGCGGGCGGACAUUAACUUUCGUAUCUAACCACCACGUCGGAUUAUUACACUAUAUGCCAAUAAUUUUCCCUUCGGCACAUCAUGUAUAUUGUUUUUUGCAUCUCCAAAUGAACUUGCGAGAUCGAAUGAAAUAUGUUAAUGCAUCGCACAAAAUUGGGUUGAUGCGCAAGUUGUGGGAAAGUGCCAACGCGCCCAUUGUUACUUGCUUUAAUGAGAAAUUUGAGGUAUUGAAGAAGUCCAACCCAGCUGUGAUUGAAGAUUUUAUGAAAGACUUGCACCCAAAACAUUGGUCUAAUGCGUAUUUCAGCCAACGGUACGGGGAGAUGUGCUCAAACACUGCUGAAUCUUUCAACAAUUGGGUCAGCGAGGCCCGUCAUCUUUCUAUUACUAGAUUGGUUGAUAUGAUAAGGGGUCAAAUAAUGGAGCAAAUGUUGGACCACAGAGUUAAAUGCACUAAAUGGGCCGGUGUAAUAUGCCCUAAAAUGGAGAAAAAAUUGGUGGCAGCGUAUAACGACAGCAGGGCAUGGUGUGUGAGCCAGGCUAAUGAUAAUGUGUACAAGGUUCACUCCUACCCAUCGGUGUUGGUUGAUGUCGUCAAGCAGACAUGUUCUUGUUUUCAGUGGCAGAUAAAUGGGUUCCCAUGUUCCCAUGUUGUCGUUGCAUUCCGUAAUAGUGGAAGAAACAUUUACGAUUCGAUAGACUCUGCAUUCUACAUCGAUACAUUUCGAGCUAUUUAUAGCGGAACUAUAUACCCCAUCCCAACAGUGGAGAGGCCGACAAUUAACCCAACUGAAUAUUUGAUAGCACUACCGAUGGUCAACCGUCCUCCCGGUAAGCCCAAACGGAAGAGAAUUCCAUCUAAGGGCGAGGUAGUACAACAUAUACGUUGUGGGCAUUGCGGAAAAUUGGGCAAUCACAAUAGGAAGACAUGCAAAGAGCCGUUAUAGACGGUCUGCCAUAUGAUUUAAUUUUUUCUCUGACAAACUGGGGUUCUAUUGUACUAGUGUAUUUUGUUUUCCAAACUGUUUUCCACAUUGUUUUUAAUCAGUCUUUUACUUUCUAUUAUUGGUUUAAUCAAUUUGGUAAGAUAUACACUUUUCUCUAACCCAACUACCA